AUGUACGGAGAGCCAUUGAUCGAACAGUUAUCGAUUGAAAAGGGGACGUCCGCAACUGAUAGGCCGACGCCGAUGUCAGUUCAAACUCGAUCAUCGAGAGAUUUGCAUACAUCACAACUAAUCAGUGAAACAGUCGAAGAAGCCGCAGCCGACAGUUCCAUCGAUCCUCACGAAGAUCAGGCGAACGCCAGUACGGAUAGAGGUUCUGAAGAAGAACGGGAAGAUUCUGGACUUGAGAAGCAUCUAGUUCCAUCACUGGAUGUGAAGACUGUAGAUUUACUUCUAAACGUAUUCGCUCCAAAGACAAUGGGUAAAUGCCUUAUUUUCGUAUUGGGAUUCAUGCUUGCCAACUACUUGUGGGGUUUUCUUGUGUGGAUUGUCAAUAUACGGAACCCAUUUCGGUAUAUUGGCUCUAACAAAGUGCUCAACGGAUAUAAGAGAGAUUGUCACUUAUUAGUCGCUGGAUAUUUCCCGUUCAAGAACGCAAAUACUCUAUCUGGAUAUCGAGCUUUUGCCGCGAGUGCCAUGAUGCUUCAUUCUGGCUUAUUAGAGGAUGAGUUUACUUGCCUUGGUGUCAUCACUAGUGAACUCUUGGCACGAGAGGUUGGGAUGCGUUUCGAUGGAGAUAUUGUUACUUACAGUCUCGAAAGUGAUUCCGAGACUCGGUGGUCAUUCGAUAUUCCUCGUACUGCGGAUAACAUUGUAGAAUGGGUGAAACGCAAACGUAGUGAAGCUAUAGUGAAGUGGAUACAUUCUAGUACGUUAGAAUAA
Messenger RNA from Angiostrongylus costaricensis, 771 nucleotides. The record is from the annotation of a GenBank genome assembly. NCBI's taxonomy places the organism in Eukaryota, Metazoa, Nematoda, Chromadorea, Rhabditida, Metastrongylidae.